ACACUGCUUGUUUUGUAUUAACGAGAUUAACUGACAAUACUGAGUCUGAAGACAGAAGAAAUAUAAGUAUUCCUAUAAAAAGGACACUUUGUAUAAGGAAAGAACUAAAAUGAAAGAGUUUAAAAAUAUCCUUAUUGUUUCUUUUGGGUUUUUGCUCUUGUUUACAGCAUUUGGCGGACUUCAGACGUUGCAAAGCAGUCUCAAUUCUGAUGAAGGCUUAGGAGUCGCUUCCCUAAGUGUAAUUUAUGGUGCACUUAUUAUAUCUUCUGUGUUUGUUCCUUCUAUUCUCAUUAAGAAGAUAGGCCUCAAAUGGACCAUUUUUGCUUCUAUGUGUUGUCAUGUCACUUAUUCCCUUGGAAAUUUCUAUGCCAGCUGGUAUACCCUCAUUCCCACAUCUUUGAUUUUAGGAUUUGGAGGGGCUCCAUUGUGGGCAGCAAAAUGCACAUAUUUGACAGAGAGCGGAAAUCGCUAUGCAGAGAAAAAAGGAAAACUUCCAAAAGAUAUUGUUAAUCAAUACUUUGGCCUUUUCUUUCUGAUAUUCCAGUCAUCUGGUGUUUGGGGGAACCUCAUUUCAUCCUUGAUUUUUGGCCAGGAUUCCCUUGCAGGAUUGAAUAAUAGUUUUCCUGACUAUUCGCAAUGUGGACCAAAUGACUGUCCAGGUUCUAAUUUUGGCAAUGGAACUGGCUCAAUAAAGCCAAGCCAAAGCUUGAUAUAUAUUCUUUUAGGUGUUUAUACAGGCAGCGGGGUGCUUGCUGUUAUACUUAUCGCUGUAUUUUUGGAUACCAUCAAUUUGAGAACUGAUCAGCUGAAACCUGGAACUAAGGAAGAAUCCUUUAUAAAAAAGACCUUGGCGACUAUCAGACAUCUUAAAGAUAAACGGCAAUGUCUUCUUAUCCCUUUAACCAUGUACAGUGGGUUUGAACAAGGAUUUCUUGCUGGUGACUAUACAAAAUCCUAUGUUACCUGCAGCCUUGGGAUCCAUUUUGUUGGCUAUGUAAUGAUUUGCUUUGCAGCAACCAACGCAGUUUGUUCUUUGUUGUUCGGACAACUUUCCAAAUACACAGGGAGGAUAUUUCUUUUUAUCAUGGCUGCUGUACUUAAUGCUGCAAGCAUAAUCGCACUACUUCUAUGGCAGCCACAUCCAAAUGAUUUUGCGGUGUUCUUCAUAUUCCCAGCCAUCUGGGGCAUAGCAGAUGCCGUCUGGCAGACACAAACAAAUGCUCUCUUUGGGGUAUUGUUUGAUGAACACAAGGAAGAAGCAUUUGCCAAUUAUUGCCUGUGGGAGUCUUUGGGAUUCGUUAUAGCUUAUGGCUAUAGUACAUUUUUAUGUGUCUCUAUCAAGUUGUACAUUUUACUAGCAGUGUUGUUGAUAGCUAUUGUAUCAUAUGGAUGUGUUGAAUAUCUUGAGUAUGUCGAGCACAAAAAAGCAACAAGUACUAGUAUUUCACAAAAUGAGGACAACAAUUCAGUGUACAAGCAGACACCUAUGUAGCUGCAUUAUAUAAAUUUGUAUCCAACUUUUUAAUUUAAAAAAAAAAAUUCUAACAAUUUCUAAAAAAAAAUAUUGAAAGAACAGUGCCAUAGAGUAUCUGAUCAUAUUUUAUUAUUGUGCUCUAAUGUAAAAUAAAGUCUUUUUUUUUUA
Molecule: messenger RNA, 1642 nt
Organism: Xenopus tropicalis (tropical clawed frog)
Lineage: Eukaryota; Metazoa; Chordata; Amphibia; Anura; Pipidae
Gene: unc93a
Product: unc-93 homolog A gene 1
Exons: 8
Coding region: 110-1492 (460 amino acids)
Cellular component (GO): membrane
Source: RefSeq, a predicted model, not a curated record